Molecule: messenger RNA, 6894 nt
Organism: Empidonax traillii (willow flycatcher)
Lineage: Eukaryota; Metazoa; Chordata; Aves; Passeriformes; Tyrannidae
Gene: MBD5
Product: methyl-CpG binding domain protein 5
Exons: 10
Coding region: 330-5540 (1736 amino acids)
Cellular component (GO): nucleus; chromocenter
Molecular function (GO): chromatin binding; DNA binding
Source: RefSeq, a predicted model, not a curated record
CUCUCUGACAGGUAACCACAGGAUUGGUGAAUUAUGAUUUUCCCAAGUCGGAAGCACUAAUUUUUAUCCCUUGUAGCUCGUCCUUAUGAAUAGAUAAGGAGUUUAAACCUUGCAUAUUUAAUGUGGAUUAUAAUGGGAGAGUGACUCGUUCGACCGAAAAUGGCCCCUCGGAAGGACUUGGUUUCAAACUGAGCUGGAGCCUCCCGGUGCACUUUGUCUGGUUUGGGAUCAGCUGCAGGGCCUGCUCUGGGAGGCCAGGAUGACAUGUAGGAGGAGGAUAUCAGCCCACUGUUGAUAUCUCUGGAGACUCCUGAGCCAGAAACGGGAAAAUGAACGGUGGGAAGGAGUGUGACGGAGGGGACACGGACGGAGGGCCACCGGCAGUGCAAGUUCCCGUGGGGUGGCAGCGGCGGGUGGACCAAAGUGGAGUUCUCUACAUCAGUCCCAGUGGGUCUUUAUUAUCCUGCUUGGAGCAGGUGAAGACUUACUUGCUGACUGAUGGAACGUGCAAGUGUGGCCUAGAAUGUCCUCUUGUUCUUCCCAAGGUGUUUAAUUUCGAUCCUGGAGCUGCUGUGAAGCAGAGAACUGCUGAAGAUGUCAAGGCAGAUGAAGAUGUCACCAAGCUAUGCAUCCACAAGAGGAAGAUCAUUGCUGUGGCCACGCUGCACAAAAGCAUGGAAGCACCUCAUCCUUCCCUGGUCCUCACCAGCCCUGGGGGUGGAACAAGUGCGACUCCGGUAGUUCCCACUCGAGCAGCCACUCCGCGGUCGGCGAGGAACAAACCGCACGAAGGAAUUACAAAUUCCGUGAUGCCGGAAUGUAAGACUCCUUUCAAGCUGAUGAUGGGGGCAUCCAAUGCCAUGGGGAGGCUGUACGUGCAGGAGAUGGCCGGGAGCCAGCAGCCGGAGCUCCAUCCCGUGUAUCCCAGGCAGAGGUUGGGGAGCAGCGAGCUGGGGCAGAAGUCUCCGUACCGGGGCAGCCACGGCGGGAUGCCCAGCCCGGCUUCCUCGGGAUCGCAGAUCUACGGCGACGGCUCCAUCUCCCCCAGGACUGACCCGCUGGGGAGCCCCGACGUCUUCACCAGGAGCAAUCCCGCUUUCCACGGGGCUCCCAACUCCAGCCCCAUCCACGCGAGCCGGACGCCGCUGUCGCCGCCGUCGGUGAUGCUGCACGGCUCGCCCAUCCAGUCGUCCUGCGCCAUGGCCGGCAGGACUAACAUACCUCUGUCCCCCACCCUGACCACCAAGAGCCCCGUCAUGAAGAAGCCCCUGUGCGGCUUUUCCGCGGGGAUGGAAAUGCCGCGAGCGAUGUUCCACCACAAACCUCCCCCCCCGCAGGGCCCUCCCCCCCCUCCACCGCCUCCCCCUCCGCCGCCGGCCUGCGCCCUCCAGAAAAAGCCAUUGCCAUCCGAGAAGGAUCCCCUGGGCAUCCUGGACCCCAUUCCCAGCAAGCCGGCGAGCCAGAACCCCGUGAUCGUGCCCCCGUCCCCGUUCCACGCGAGCGCCCACUCUCAGGUACCCGUGAUGAAUGUAAGCAUGCCCCCCGCCGUCGUGCCCCUGCCCAGCAACCUGCCCCUGCCCACCGUCAAACCCGCCCACGCCAACCACGCCCCCCACGGCCAGAGGGUCCAGCACUCCGCCUCCACCUCCCUGUCCCCGUCGCCCGUCACCUCCCCGGUCCACAUGAUGGGCUCGGGCAUGGGCAGGAUCGAGGCCUCCCCCCAAAGGUCGCGCUCUUCCUCCACGUCGUCGGAUCACGGGAAUUUCCUGCUGCCCCCGCUCGGGCCGCAGCCGGCCUGCGGCGGCAUCAAGGUCCCUCCCAGGUCCCCGAGGUCGACCAUAGGCUCGCCCAGGCCGUCUAUGCCAUCCAGCCCUUCCACCAAGCACGAUGGACUCGGCCAGUACAAGGACAUCCCCAACCCGUUGAUCGCUGGAAUGAGUAACGUACUGAACCCGCCCAACAAUGCAGUUUUUCCCGCUGCGUCGGCUGGAAGCGGUUCCCUGAAGAGUCAGCCUGGUUUGCUGGGAAUGCCUUUAAACCAGAUCCUGAACCAGCACAACGCUGCCUCUUUCCCAGCCAGCAGUUUACUGUCAGCAGCAGCCAAAGCACAGCUAGCAAAUCAAAACAAACUCGCUGGUACCAACAACAGCAGCAGUAGCAACUCUGGACCCGUUGCCGGCGGCGGCAACUCCGAAGGACACAGCACUUUAAAUUCCAUGUUCCCUCCUGCUGCCAACGUGCUCCUCCCCACCACGGAAGGGCAGAGCGGCCGAGCAGCACUGAGAGACAAACUGAUGUCUCAGCAAAAGGAUCCUCUGAGGAAAAGAAAGCAGCCCCCCACCACGGUGCUGAGCCUGCUGAGACAGUCCCAGUUGGACAGUUCUGGGGUUUCCAAAGCCGGCUCCGAUCUGAUAAGGAAGCAGAGUCAAAGCUCCUUCCCCAUCAGCUCCAUGUCGCAGCUCCUGCAGUCCAUGAGCUGCCAGAGCUCCCACGUGAGCAGCAAUAGUUCCACGGGCUGUGGGAGCUCCGGCCCUGCCCUGCCCUGCUCUGGGAGUCAGAUGCAUUUCCCAGAGCCCGCCCUGAGCUCCGGAGGCCUCCAGACCCCGCUGGCGCCGGGGCUGCCCCUGCGAGGGGAGGGGCUGCACUGCCACGGCCCCGGCACCGCCUUCGGGCACGGCGCCAGCCCCGGCAGCACCAACCACCUGGCAGGGCUCAUCAGCCAGAUGCAGGCCGGGGGGAGCUGCGGGAUGCUCCCGCAGUCGGGAAUGGCUUUAGGAAACUCCUUGCACCAGAACCCACCUCAGGCGCGAAUCCAGGCACCCUCGGCCCCGGCCAUCGCCAACAGCGUCGGCAGCAGCUGCAACCAGAGCAGCCCUGAAGCAGGGGGUUCGGGGCCGUCCUCGUCCAUCGCCAUCGCCGGCGCCAGCCAACCCGCCAUCACCAAGACGACCUCUGUGCUGCAGGACGGCGUCAUCGUCACCACAGCGGCCGGGACCCCCCUCCAGCAGGGCCAGCUGCCCGUGGGCACCGAGUUCCCCUUCCCGGGCCCCGAGGCGCCCCUGCCCUUCGCGCAGAGCGGCGGUGCCGGCAGCAACCUGCCCCCCGCCCUGCACCCCAACCUCCUCAGCUCCCUGCCUCUCUCUCUGCCCGUCAAUCAGCAGCAGCUCCUAAACCAGAACCUCUUAAAUAUCCUGCAGCCUUCGGCGGGAGAAGGCAAGUCCGAGGUCAACCUCAACCCUUUAGGUUUCCUCAACCCGAAUGUAAACGCUGCGUUAGCUUUCCUCUCCGGUGACGUGGACGGGCAGGUGUUGCAGCCCGUGCACUUCCAGCUGCUGGCGGCCCUGCUCCAGAACCAAGCCCAAGCCGCUGCCAUGCUCCCCGUGCCAUCCUUCAACGUGACCAUCUCGGAUUUGCUGCAGCAGCAGAACCCCCCCGCGCCCUCGGUGGCGCAGCCGCCGGCCCCCCCCGAGCCCCUUCCCGACGGCUCCAGGGUGGAGACCCUCCUGCCCAACCCCAUUCCCGGCUUUCCGGGCGCCGACGCGGCUCCCAACCCCCUGCUCCUGCCCGCCGGCUCCGCGCCCUCGGCGCUCAUGGCCCUGAACCCCCAGCUGGUGGGGGGUGUCCUGAACUCCGCCGGCCACCCCGAGGUUUCCAUUGCCACCUCCUCCCAGGCCACCGCCACCACCACCACCACCACGUCCUCGGCGGUGGCAGCUCUGUCCGUGUCGGCGCUGGGGGGUGGCACGGCCGUGGUGUCCAUGGCAGAAACCUUGCUGAACAUAUCUAAUAGUGCUGGGAGCGCUCCUGGGCCGGCCAAACUCAACAGUAACUCUGUGGUGCCACAGCUCCUUAACCCUCUGCUGGGGACGGGCCUGCUUGGUGACAUGUCAUCCCUCAACACUACUCUGAACAACCAUCAGCUGAGUCAUCUCCAGUCGCUCCUGAACAACAAUCAGAUGUUUCCUCCAAAUCAGCAGCAGCAGCAGCAGCAGCAGCAGCAGCAGCACCUUCUCCAGGGCUACCAGAACGUGCAGGGCUUUCAGGGCCAGCCCCAAAUCCCUGGCCCAGCCAACAACCCCAACCCCAUGGCAUGUCUGUUCCAGAAUUUCCAGGUGAGGAUGCAGGAGGACGCCGCGGUCCUGAACAAGAGGAUGAUCCCGCAGAUGGGAAUGGCGCCGGUUCCCGAGGGCUCCGGCGCGAUGCUCCCUCCCUUCCCGGAGCCCUCCUGUGAGCUGCAGCCCCGGGCAGAGCCCCCCCUGGGGCAGCAGCCCAAGGACGCCGUGCCCGCGGGCGGCCCGGGGGACCCGUCGGUGGACGCCAUCUACAAGGCGGUGGUGGACGCGGCCAGCAAGGGGAUGCAGGUGGUGAUCACCACGGCCGUGAGCGGCACCACCCAGAUGAGCCCCAUCCCAGCCCUGAGUGCCAUGAGUGCCUUCACAGCCUCCAUCGGGGACCCCCUGAACCUCUCCAGCGCCGUCAGCGCCGUCAUCCACGGCCGCGGCGUGGCCGUGCCCGAGCACGAGGGCAGGGCCCGGAGCGCCCGCGCCGCGCGCGGCCCCAAGAACGCCGAGCACGGCAAGAACCCCGCCGAGGGCGAGGGCUACGAGUACUACAAGGCAGCCAGCUGUAACACCCCCAAAAAACAGUGGGAAGGGGAGCAGAGCCCGGCGGGCGAGAUAAGCAGGUGGAAGUGCGAGGAGUUCCUGGAGCACUCCCACCUCCACGGCAGCCCCUGCCACGAGAGGCCCAACAACGCCUCGGCCCUGCCCCUGCUGCCCGCCGAGCAGCACCAGCCCCUGGCGCCGCAGAGGAACUGCCAGGGCGACAAGGCGCUGGAGGAGAACUUCAGGUAUAACAAUUACAAAAGAACUCUGCUGAGCUUCAAGGACAGACUGGAGAACACUGUGGAACGCUGUGCACACAUCAACGGGAACAGGCCGCAGCAGGGCAGGGCCUUCGGGGACCUGCUGAGCGCUUCCAAACACGACCUGGGUCUGGAAGAGCAAUCCCCCAGCUCCUCCAAUAGCUUGGAGAGCUCCCUGGUGAAAGACUACAUCCAUUACAAUGGAGAUUUCAAUGCCAAAAGCAUUAACGGGUGCGUGCCCAGCCCCUCGGAUGCUAAAAGCAUCAGCAGCGAGGAGGACCUGAGGAACCCCGACUCGCCUUCCUCCCACGAGCUCCUCCACUACAGGCCAAGGACGUUCAACGUGGGCGACUUGGUCUGGGGCCAGAUCAAAGGACUCACUUCAUGGCCUGGGAAGCUGGUGAGGGAGGAAGAAGUUCACAAUUCAUGUCAGCAGAACGCUGAGGAGGGGAAGGUGGAGCCAGAGAAGCUGAAGACACUAACAGAGGGGCUGGAGGCCUUCAGCCGAGCCAGGAAAAGGAACAGGAAGAGUGGAAAGCUAAAUAACCAUUUAGAAGCUGCUAUACACGAGGCCAUGAGUGAACUAGACAAAAUGUCUGGGAAUGUCCACCAAAUCCCGCAGGGAGACAGACAAGUGAAGCCUCCAAAACUCAAGAGGAGGAAGAUCUCCAGAUAACAUUGAAUGUCUUUGUUACUGGUCCAGUGCUUGUGGAAGUGAACACUGAGUCCAUCUGUAGGUAUUGCUCUAGGCUGGUGCAUCACUAUUUAUGUGGGGACAGCUCGAUGCCAGCGGGGCACACGCCGGGCAGUGGGACAAGAUUUGGGAUGAUCAGGAGGGAUAGAAGUUGCUGGAGAAGCCAAUCAGAAAUCUGGAAUGGUUGCAGUAACGAUGUCAGAUGAUUACUGAAAAAAAAAAAAAAAUUUUUUUUUUUUUCUAUGAUACUAAAAAUUGUGAUUAUAAGAAAUAGUCCAAAUGUUUCUGAGAAAUUUUCCUUGUGUAUAUAGAUAAUACAGAAUUUCCUGGUGAUAUCUGAACUGUAAAUAUUGUACAAUAUUGUCAUGUACAAGCGUACCUAAUGCACACUUUAUCUUUUAUUGUACAAAAAAUAGUGUACAAAAUUCUUUGGUUUCUAUUGAGUACACAUACAAGAGACUACCAGUGUAAAGUGAUAAAUAAAAAUACAGCCUAAAUGCUUUUAUAUGAUAAUGUAAAAGAUGCUGUUUUUGUAUUUAACAGCAGAGAGAAGGCAUGAUUAUGUAAUACCUUAAUUCUGACAUCCCCUUCACGCCACUGAGUGUUCAUGGAUCCUGUCUGUUUGGAGUGGACCGUGCCUGGAAGUGCUGUUGCUCCACGCAGGUCCCCGCCAGGAGAGCGCAGGUUCCUCCUGGGAUGUGGGAUCAGAGCUCUGAUGGAGAAUCCCGAGGCUGCAGCCAUCGGUUGCGUUUGCUUUCCGUAGCUUUUCCGGUAGGACGCUGUAGGUUUGGCCGAGGAGGAGGAGGAGGAAGGAGCAGUAGGAGGCCUGUUCUGGUCGAGCAUUUCCUUAGGUGAGGUCUCAGAGCCACCCGAGGAACCAACCGGUCGAUUACCCCCCCCCACCCCGGAACACUGACCCCCCCUAGAUCGUUAAUUAGCUGAAAGUCUCUAAGUUCAUUAACCCUGCAGGGGGGCAGAGGCCCUGCCUGGAGGAGGGAGCAGUGCUGAGUGCAGUUGGUGUGGCAGCAGGAUGGAAGGGCAGUGCUCUGGAAAAGGCAGUCCCGGCAUCCCUCCCUCAGUGUUACAACACAAAAACAAGUUAAGGGUGGCUUAACAAAACUUACGAGCAGCGGUGAUUUUUGUCAGUAUUAUGUAACAUAUCAGAUUUAUUUUAUUUAAAAAGAAUUAUUUAUACCAUUAACAGAUUCUUAUAUAUAUUAAUGUGGCUGAAAUGCGCAGGUUAAGUCUAUUAACCAAAUUAUUUAUGUUAUAUUAAGUGAGAAAUGUGAAACCUAUGUAGAAAAGAAGAAGAAAUUAAUACACUACAGAUUGAAAA